AUGACCGAAACCCGACGACUCCUCGACGCGUCUACAGCCCUCUCCCUACUACUCCGUGUUCAAUCUGUACCCCACGCGUUCUACGGGAGUGUUCUUACGGCGGUUCUCGCAAAUAGCCCUCAAAGUGAUGAGAUAUUCUGCGUCGUCGAAGGCGGACAAAACCAGCCUCAUGCGUUCAGAAGAGUGCGAGAUGCUUUAGCUGGCAAUGCUGACUUUACGAUAACCCACUCACCUUGGACGAAUCGGUUGCACGUUACCUAUCGUCGUUACAUUCCUGCAAUCGAGAUUGAGAUUCUACCUGCUGGAGAACACGGACCCCGGCAUCUCGACCAAACAACCGUGAUGAAGAUGGAGGGCCUCCCUUUCUUGACCAUCUCCGAAUUUCUCCGUUCCAAACUCAAGUCUUGGAUGAUUCGCGGAGAGGAUCGAGACGCGCAAGAUAUUGUCUACGUUCUAGGUCGGCACUGGACCCGGGUGGACAUCAACCGCAUUCCUGAGAACGACAUGAAUUUUUUCGUCGCGAGACACACAUCGGUCGCUCCGGCUUGGGCUGCAGUGAGGCGCAGAUAUGGUGUUUAA
This is a messenger RNA of Mycena indigotica, 579 nucleotides long. RefSeq lists its product as uncharacterized. The record is from RefSeq and is a predicted model, not a curated record. The transcript has 5 exons. NCBI's taxonomy places the organism in Eukaryota, Fungi, Basidiomycota, Agaricomycetes, Agaricales, Mycenaceae. Bases 1 to 579 code for a protein of 192 amino acids.